This is a messenger RNA of Gadus morhua (Atlantic cod), 2427 nucleotides long. RefSeq names its product CD9 molecule related (gene cd9r). Lineage: Eukaryota; Metazoa; Chordata; Actinopteri; Gadiformes; Gadidae. The record is from RefSeq and is a predicted model, not a curated record. Gene Ontology annotation, cellular component: plasma membrane. The transcript has 9 exons. Bases 687 to 1286 code for a protein of 199 amino acids.
CUUCACAAAAGGUUACAAAGGGUAGCAAAACUUCACUUUAUUUUUUUGAUAGCUAGCUCGAAAUACAUAUCUGUACCAUUAUACCAAUUGCUAAGUAGGCAGAUACAUGGAUGUAUGUCGUGAAAUCCAUUAAAACAGCACCGCCAUUUCUUCUGACCGCCGGUGAACAACGGCACCAACGCUAGCAUAGUGCAGCUAGCCAGCUAGUCUAUCAAAUGAAGUCCGGCUAGACUAUCAAUUGUGCAUAUAUGUGGGAAUUCUGUUUAACUUUAAGGCUAUUUUUCUUGCAUUGUGUUUGUAUUUUCUGUUUUAGAUGCUCUUACACGGCAGAUGGGGACAGCCGCCGUUACCCAAUUCACUUUUGCCCAGGCUGUGCAAAAGUGGAUGUGCUAUGCGCCAGACCGGGCAGGAGGGACUGGACGACAAACAGACGUCCGACCAUGAAGUAUGCUCUUACACGGCAGAUGGGGACAGCCGCCGUUACCCAAUUCACUUUUGCCCAGGCUGUGCAAAAGUGGAUGUGCUAUGCGCCAGACCGGGCAGGAGGGACUGGACGACAAACAGACGUCGGACCAUGAAGUGUGGUGGGUCUAGCCUUUCUGGGGGUCGGCGUGUGGCUGAGAGCUCGCUACCCAGACGAGACUCUCUUGACUGGGGAGUAUGUGCUGAUAGCGGUUGGCAUAGUGAUGCUAAUCACAGCGAUCACCGGAGACCUUGGCGGAUGCACUACCAAGACCUCCUGUUUGGCAACGUUCUGUGUUCUGCUGGCCAUCCUGAUGGCAGCCCAACUAGCCCUCUACGUCCAACGAGAAAGGGUGGAACACCGUCUGGCUGAGUUCUACGGAUUCCUGUACGAGAUCUACAUCUCCGCCGGAGACCCCGUGGUGGGAGGGACCCUCAGAGUGAUUCACUACACAUUGAACUGCUGUGGAGCCGUGGGAGUGGUGGGCUUGGAUCCCAUUUCCAGCACCUGCCCUGCCAGGUCAGGGUUCCUUGAGCGCUUCAUAUCUCCCUGUCCUACUGUUCUGCUGGACGUUUUCUCGGCCAAACCUCCUUUGGCCAUGGGCAUCUUCUACGGCAAUGCUGUGCUGAUGGUAGCAACCAUGGCGGCUGCUGGAAUCCUCUUGGGACCUAAAAUCAUUAGUUUGAUUCGUUUGUUCUGUUUGUUUAUUUUGAUGGUUCGUGUCUGGAACAUCAUUCGGCGGGGAACCUCAGGUGUCUGGUCAAUGGUCAAAAUCAAAUAUUUUGCCUUCCUUAAUGUCCUCCCUGCUUUUAAGGUUAGGUAGGUAUUAGGUACGCCCGCAAAUGGAGCUCUUUAAAACGCCAGGAGGUUUUAGACGGUGGCAGUGCUCGGAAAACAGCAAAUUUCUGUAGCAUUAGCCUACGACGCCGCUCGAGAAUUACAGAUGUGUGGUUUUAAGAAGAAUAGACCAAGCUGCCACCAUGAGAACGUUUUAGACUUAAUCAACAUAAGGUUGAGGGGAGACGAAGUUCUGUUCGUAUUUAUGUGACCAUAUUUUUGUAUUAUGUCUAAAAAAAAUUACAUGGGCAAUUUUGUUGUUACAUUAGUUAUUAUAGAUUUAAAAUAAUGUAAUGGGUAGAGUGUCAGCUCUUGCUCUAAAGUUGUUUUCACGUAAAUAGUGCGAUGCAAUAUGAGCAUUUUGCAUGGAAAACAUUAAUUAUAGUUCACAUUUGGUAAAAAAAAGGUAAAUGUGGAAGGACGUUAUUUUAAUGAUUAACAUGUGAAUAAAGACGCACACUCCUAGCUUUUCCUGGUUGUUGGGGAAAUAUCAAUCGUAACUAUCUAAAUUAUUUAAACACUUUACAUAAUUAGUCACUUGAAAAGGAAUUUCUAUACAUUCUUGGAUAGUUUGCAUUUGCGUUACCAAUCGACUGAAUUCUUUGUUAUAAUUAUUCCUUUAACCAUCUUACCGAGAUGUCAAUUUCACCCAGUGUAUUUUAAUUUAACUUAGUCUCUCCCACCAUGGUCAAUCCAAAACUUAAUCCUAAACCAACGAUGGUCACUCCCCCUCACCUUUGUAUUAAAUGCCCACGAUGUGAACGUUUCCCUAAAAGAAUAAUGUACACUCAUUGUCUCUUUGAAUGUAUGCUUGGUAACUUUACUGCCUGUAUCUUCCCAUGAUCAUGCUCUAUUCAAUCAAAUAUUUUGCUGUCCUAGUGUCCUAAAAAUAAGUUAUUCUUCCACUGGUGUACCGUCUACAUUUCUUAGCAAAUGAGAACCAAGUUUGACUUUAUCCUGUUUCUGUUCUUAAACUGUUUCUGUUCUGUUGAAUUCAAAAUCAUCUCUACGAACAAAGUCGUCCCUGGGGUUUUAGUCAGACAACCUACUCACUUAGUAAUUUAUGAACAAAAAAGAUAUUGCAAUGGUUCAAUAUUUGACUUAAAAAAAAAAGCCAUCAAGCAAUA